This is a messenger RNA of Anneissia japonica, 2941 nucleotides long. RefSeq lists its product as uncharacterized. Bases 1 to 2541 code for a protein of 846 amino acids. Gene Ontology annotation, molecular function: cytokine receptor activity; protein binding. Gene Ontology annotation, biological process: cytokine-mediated signaling pathway. NCBI's taxonomy places the organism in Eukaryota, Metazoa, Echinodermata, Crinoidea, Comatulida, Comatulidae. Gene Ontology annotation, cellular component: external side of plasma membrane. The record is from RefSeq and is a predicted model, not a curated record. The transcript has 10 exons.
AUGACAUAUUUUAUCGACAAUAUUCCUCCUAAAGUUGAGAACUUGCAUUGUUAUUCACAUUACCAAGGUGAGAAUAGAUGCGAGUGGUCACCGAUUCCUAAUUCAGAAAAUAAUCUACAAACCAACUAUAAUUGCACUUGUUAUGAAAAUUAUCAAGGUGCAACAGUAAUUGGCAAGGUAACUAAUAGCACAUGCAAUUUGGACGACCGCCUAAAUUCUGCAACUACAUGCAGUCUCACCAUUUUAAGUUACAAUGUUCUAGGAAGUGUGGCUGUUACAAAGAGUUUGACAUUUAAUUAUAUCAGAAUUCCUUACCCCCCUACUGGUGUUAAAUUUAUGAAGAAUAAGAAUGGAGAAUUGCUUCUUAGUUGGAAUUAUCCUCUGGGCUAUUUUGAUUAUAAUGCCCAUAUGCUGAAAUACAAAGUUCGUUACAAGGCUGUCAGCAAUAGUGUAUGGGAAGAGUUACCGGCAGAAAAGGAUAUUGAAGAAGACACACAAUAUCGUUUUUCAUCAUACCAUAUGGAGCCGUUUGUUAAGUACAUGGCACAAGUGAGAGCUAGACAGUAUGUCAACUUUAGCAAUUGGUCAGAAUCUGCAUAUUAUACCACUGAUGAAGCAAAGCCAGAGAGACAAGUUGAUGCUACUUUCGAGACUUACGACAAAGGUAAUACAAGAAGUAUCACCAUACGCUGGAAGCACUUGGAGAAGAAAUAUUCCAACGGAAUUAUCUUAGCAUAUUAUCUUAUUCUACAAAAUAGUAGCCAUGGUGUCUUACGAUCAACGUCAGAAGCUGCCAAUGAAACCGAGUUCACAUUUAAAGGUCUACAGAAGGAUAUGAGUUACUAUGUGAAUAUCACAGCUGCUAAUUCUGUUGACAAUUCUACCCAGACGAUGCUGUUCAUCAAGGCUGCAAGCUACUCUUAUGAUGUGGUGAUUAUCGUCGUGAUUUUAGCAUUCAGCAUCAUCAUUCUAUUCUCUAUUGGAUUCCUUUCAUGGAAUAAACUAAAGAAGGCAGAGUGUAUGCAGCCGUAUCCUGAACCAAACUUCCUUGAUUUAUCGACAUAUAACUUCAAUAUUAGAGAUGAUAAUUAUAACACCAUUGAGGAACAUGAGAUGUUUGAUGACCUCAAGUGCCAACAACCCCCUGAAGCAGAUCAAGAAAACUUGAUUUCAUUCAGCUCAUCUGAUCCAAUUCAUCCACUCAUUGUGAAGCAGGUGGAACUUCCCCCAACCAAUAUAUUUGAUGACAGCGGUCUUGACCAAUCAAAGAAUAGAGAAAAAUGUCGCUUAAAAUCACCACAACGUAAAAAUGAUUCAUGUGGUCCUUAUGCUAAGUGCUCAAUAACAAAAUGUUCCCCACAGCAUUGUAUUAGCAACUCUAUGGGAUCCCUUGAUACAAGCGGGUUCAAUAGUAGAGACACAUCAUCAGGUCAAACUAAAAGAACCGAGUUAUCACCAUCAAGGAGUAUGCCAGAUAUCUUAUGUGAAAGUCUAAUGGAAAAUAAUAAUUCUUCUGAAAAUGGGUACAUGUUAAUGAACAACAGUGCACAACAUUCGCCUGCAUGUAUGCAGGAAGCACACACUACAAGUGAUGACCAUAUUAACGAUUAUGUGAUAAGAACAUUCUUUCCUGGAAGUCGCAAUCAGUUCAGUGACAGUGCCCCUAAGAACAUGCAGCCUCCUCUUGUCACACCAGAUAUUGGUGGGUAUGUCGAUGGGAGGAACAUAAAUCUACCAAGACCCAGUGUGCCAUCAAAUAAUGCAAGUAAGACCAAGAAUGUUAGUAGUUAUGUAGAUCAUUUACAGUUGCAGCAACACACAAGAGGUGCCUCCAACAGCUCUCCAAAUCUUUUCACCAAUCCAAAUAUAAACAGUCUGAAAGGAAAUGUGAAAUCUGCAAGUGCUUUGCAUGUUGAUAAAGUUGAUAACCAGACAACUUUAAGUGCAGCAAGUUCUGGCUACAUCCCUUCAGCAAUGAUGCCAUCUUUCUAUGAUGGUCCUCCGGGAUCCUCACCGGAUACAGCAGGAAAACCUAUGAAAGGAUCACAUCAAGGUCCUGGUGGUCCAUGUACAAGACCAGUUUCUUCUGGCACACUAACAGGCUCUUUAGUUAAUGGUGGUACAAGAGCUGGUCAACCAGUUACUCAUCUAGCUGAAUCAAGGUUGUCUCCAAAAGGAUUUAAUCUUAGGAGACAACAGAAAAGCAAUGGAUGUAUUCAAACUGCAAAUUUACCAUUGCAUAAAAAGUCAAACAACACCACAUACAUGAAACCGAAUGGUACAUCACGUCAGGUGCCAUGCAACUCUACUAAUCACAUGGCGGGAUCAUCAUCUAGAAAACCUCCGCCACAUUCAUUACCCUUGCAUCACACUCAUUCACCAGUACCCUCAAGGGAUUCUGAACAAGGUUGCAACAGACCAUCACAGCCUACCCAAUCAUCUUCACAAAAUCAUAAAACCCCACAUGGCAAAGAAGUUGAUAGUUCAAGCUCUGUUGAAAAUGGCUAUAUACCCUUAAGGAGUUUUAGUAGUCCAGAAUAGAUGUUCUAGAGUAGUUCUUUCUUUUUUUAUUGUAUACGCAAAAAAUAAAAUACGGUUCAGUAUCUGCUUCAUAUACAGUAUAUGCUUCUGCUUCUGCUUGUAUACUGUACACAACAUCCAGCAGGUAAGGACUAUCUCGGUACAGUGUCAAAUGUAGCUGUGACAAUGCAGUUAAUCCUUAUCUGUGUGUUGAAAAAUAUUGAGAGGAAUGGCUGUAGUUUAUUUUUGACAAGCUCAGUUAUCCACCGCUAAAUGGUGCUCAUUUUCAAAAGUCCUGAUGCUUCUCUUGCCAUUCAUUUAUUUUUUUCUUCAUAUUUACUUAGUUUAAAUAAAUUAUAGUAUAGUAUAUUAUUAUUAUUAUUAUUAUUAUUAUUAUUAUUAUUAUUAUUAUUUUUAUUAU